AUGGCCGCUCACAAUUCCCGCCGCUGGCUCUUCCUCUCCGUGCUCGACCUGCCGCCGCUCCCCACGCUCUCCUUCACGCCGCUCCUCACCACCCCACUGCCGCCGCCAGCCCGCCGCUCUUAUUUCAGCCAGCGCGUGAAGCUCGCCAUUGUCUCGCUCGUCGUACUAGCCAUUGUUAGCAUCGUCACCGUCAUCUUCGCCGCUAGCUGGAGCGCGGCGGACGCCGCUGCCAGCAGCUACCCCAUCUCACAUACCGACGGUGAGGGGAACCGGCGUCCCUCGGACAUCAUCUACACCCGCCUUAACUACACUCGCCUCGCCUCCAUGGCUCCACAUGAAUGGAUUAACACCGUCACAGAGCUGAACGAGGCGCGCAAUCUGAUGAUAGAGCAUGGGCGGGAGCACGGCGCUCGGUGGGUGUUGCCCAUGGACGGCAACCACUUCCUCACACGCGAGGCGUGGGCCUUCAUAGCUGCUGCAGCCAACAGGCACGAGGCCCGUGGCAAGACCGUUUUCAAGAUCCCUAGAGUGAAGCUGGACAAACCUCAAACCCCUGAUAUCAUCAACGGCAGCACCCUAUUCUCCGACCUCUUCCCGCACGCGCCGUCAAUGCACGAGGGCAUUUUGGCCUUUCGCAACGUCUCACCACACCGCUUCCAGCCAGUGCAUCCAUGCUAUGCCUUUUACACUCGGUUGAGCACGCUCUGGUCCCUCCGUGCUGCCAUGCCCUGGCGGAGCAAGCUGGAGGCCUUCAGCCGCAUCUGUGGCACUGGCAACCCGUACACGGUACAGCAGAUUGCACACCACGUGGGUCUCACACGCCUCCUGUACCCGGACGCAACCCCUCAGCCAGCAGACACGGGCGAGUGCGGGUGCCAAAGCGAGACGGGCAGCGAGGAGGCCAUUCGGCCCAUGCGCAUGGCCGUGCUGCGCGCAUGUGGUGUGGUCGUGCGCCUCUGGUACUAUCCGUGUGCGCACGUGGAUACCCGCAGAAUGAUCUACGAUGGACGGUACCGCUUCCAGCAACGUCAAAAGGCGCUUCUUCUUCUGCGAAGCCGAAUAGAAGAGCAGAUCAAACAAGCCAUGGCAGAGCAGUCGAGUUAA
This is a messenger RNA of Closterium sp. Naga37s-1, 1104 nucleotides long. The record is from the annotation of a GenBank genome assembly. Lineage: Eukaryota; Viridiplantae; Streptophyta; Zygnematophyceae; Desmidiales; Closteriaceae.